CUGAUUUCUUGCUGCAAGUGUUCUCGUCCCGAAGAUUCUUUGACAGCAUCAUCGCUUCGACAAACCCCCACGCUUCUUCUUCUAGUUCUUUCCAGUUUACAGACUAGAGAAGGCACAAACGCACACAGGCUUGGCGCAGUCACACAUCACCCCUCUGCCACUAGUGCUAAGACUAGUAUUUUCCCACCGAAACAAACACAAACCGAGGCACAAACAUUCAGCUAUCGGUAAUCAAGCCCAUCCUGACUCUUGCCCCCUCUGAGCUAAUACAUCGUUAUCUUUGCUAAGAGAUCCUCACUUGACGACAACGCAACACCAAACAGGAAAGUCGAGAAGGAGAUUAAUCACCGAAAGUCUCGGAAUCAGUAGCGCCCUACUACACUCCCAAUUCUAUAUUUUGAUACACCAACCAUGGACUCUACCUCCAUAUGGGAUAUAUACUCAAGUGCUAAGAAGCUGCUGCCUUUGUACGAAAGAAUGCAAAAUCGUUCGAUUCGCCAAGAAAGUCGAUCUAUACAGACCUCGAAGAAGGAGGUGCAGAAUUCAGCGCUAGACAGCAUGUUGUCCUCCACGAAUAGUAGCAUGAACAGCAGCAACCCUACGGCGGACUUCAACAUGAAUUACAUGAACAACGAAGAUAUAUUAUCUGUUGAUUUGUUGACUCCCUUGUCGGCUUCGCCCGCCGCAAUAGUGUCUGCAUCAGGCAAGCAACUGAAGAACUUUAACCAAAAUGACAAUACAAACAAUAAUACGAACACUAACUCUAAUAGAAACAACAGCGGUUCUAAUGCUACCAAUAACAGCAGUAACAACAACGUCAACAACAAUAUGAGUAACACCGCUAAUGGCAAUAAUAACAUGAUCACUCCUACCUCUAUUACUGAAAGCCCCAACUCGACAAACAACAUGGGGAUCAAAUUGGCGGCUAAUUCUAAUAGCAAUGACAAAAUGUUUGAUCCUUUCAAGAGCUAUGCGUUUGCAGAUAUUGUGGACUUUAAGAACGAUGAAGACAUUUCAUCUUCCGAAGUCGACUUUGACAUUCUUCGUGAAUUGAAGAGAAUAAACGAAUCAAACAACUUGAAUUUUCAACCUACCCAAACCAUAAGGCCACUAGAUAUCAAGAUCAAGUCAGAAUCGUCCAUAUCCAUCAACAAUCAAAACAUCCUGUCCACUAAUGAUAAUAAUAAUACAAUCUCGAGUUUUGAGAACGAAAAGAAAAACGUCAAUAAUGAAAAUAAUGUUAUUAAGAAUGAGGCAAUGAGCUCUGAAUCUACUCCAACUGGCAUGACCCCUAAUAAAAGCAUAUACGAAAAUGACAGAAUGAUUAAUGCCACUACUAAUACAGGCACCACUCCAAGUACCAUGAACAACACAUUUCAAAACAAAAUUAAAGAUACUCCAAUCAUCAAUAAUAAGCAAAAAUUCAUUAAGAUGGAGUCCGACUCGCCAUCACCUUCUAGCCAUCCAAGAAUGGGGUCUACAUCCCAGCCUAAUGAACUCCAAACUCAAGCACGUCAAUCGAAAUCCACCAUUUCAUCAUCUGCCCCAACAAAAGAGAAUAUCAAAUCUAUAUCCAAAUGCAGCAAUUGUGGAACAACUAAGACGCCAUUGUGGAGAAAGGACCCAAACGGCAACACUUUAUGUAAUGCGUGUGGUUUGUUUUUAAAAUUGCACGGUACUAUGAGACCUCUUUCUUUGAAAACAGAUGUUAUAAAGAAAAGGAACUCUAAGAGACAAUCAUUAGGUGCUCAAGGUGAAGGUUACAAAAAUUUAUCCCAUAUGACUCCGAACCCCAAAUCAUCCUCCCAAUCGCCAAAUCCAAGUAUGUACUUCCCCCAGAGUUUCCCAAAUUCAAAUAUAAAUAAUUUUGGAGUAACAGGACCAAAUCAACCACCUGUUCAGUCACCACACCAACUUCAAUAUAUUCAACCUCAACCAGGACUAUCUAUUCCACAGUCUAAAACAUUUGUACCAGUACAUUCACAAUCUCAAAUUCCAGUGAAUUCGGGGAAUCAGUCACAAAAUCGCUCAAAAAUCGUUCCAAUUUUGCCCAAACCCUCCAGGGAUAGCUCCUCCCCAAAUCAAAACUUCAAUGCCAUAAAUUUCAAUUUCUCAAUUGGGGCCUCACCUUCACAACCACAAGAUAUACCCCAAUUCAAGAGGCGAAAAUCAAGAUUGAACUUGUCAUCAUCUCAAAACUCACAACCUCCCUCACCUUUAACUGCGAUCAAUACAGGAACUUCAUACUCGCCAUCAUCAUCUGUUACCUACUCACCAGUGACUAAUAUGACAGCUUCAUCUCCUGCUCACGCCAGUUCACCAGCUGGUGGUGUUUUAUUAGUUUCACGCUCACUAUCGAGACAAAACUCAAUCUCAUCUAACUCCUCUCACAACUUGUAUCAGGAUUUGAAUAAUAAAAGAGGAUUGACAUACAACAAUGUCAAUCAGAUAGCCAAUGGCACACCAACAAAUAGUAUUAUUAGUAAUAGCUACAACAAUACCAUGAAUAAUAAUGUUAUCAGUGGCAAUAGCAAUAGCUCGCCAUCAAACAGCUCGGGCAACUCAAAUUUGUCGGUAAAUAAAUGUUCUCAACAACGACAGCAGAAACCUUCUAAUUUCAGUAAUUUGAGUGCCGGAAUGAAUGCAAUCAGAAUCUCUUCAGCUGGGAAAUCUGGCCUAAGCAAGUGCUUGGCAAAUGUGAAUGAUAAGCCACAAGCAAUGCAAAAGUCAUUGAAAAUAAACAAUAAAAACAGCACCAACUUGAGUCCCUUUGAUGGCGGCUCUAAAAAUAACAUUGAUACAGGCAUCAAUAUGGAUGACUUGGAUUGGUUGAAGUUUGAUAUUUGACUAGUCCAUCCAACGCCUUAAAUCCAUAUUUUCAAAGCUUUUUUUCAUCUGUAUCUUUAUCUAAAAAAUGUCAUAGGAAGAAGCCAUUAUUAAUUAAAAUUAAUGAAGUCAGUCAUGAAAUGUGAAAGAUACUGUUGACAAAGAAACUUUUUUUUUCUUAACAUUUGCUUAUACUCGUGUGAUUUGAAUCUUCAAAUACUUUUCUUUCUUUUUCAUCUUUUCCUUGGUCAAUUUAUUAGACUCGAUAUAUUUGAUUGGUUUCUUCACUUAAAUUGUUCUUUCAUUUCGUAUUCCGUUUUCUCGGUAUUUUUGCAAUUUACUGCUUACUACAACUAAAUCUUUU
Molecule: messenger RNA, 3190 nt
Organism: Pichia membranifaciens NRRL Y-2026
Lineage: Eukaryota; Fungi; Ascomycota; Pichiomycetes; Pichiales; Pichiaceae
Exons: 1
Coding region: 412-2847 (811 amino acids)
Biological process (GO): negative regulation of transcription by RNA polymerase II; positive regulation of transcription by RNA polymerase II
Molecular function (GO): zinc ion binding; RNA polymerase II cis-regulatory region sequence-specific DNA binding; DNA-binding transcription factor activity, RNA polymerase II-specific
Source: RefSeq, a predicted model, not a curated record